UCAAUUAAGAAAUUCACUCGUGAAAAGAAACUCCUAACUUAUUCUACUCCGUCGUAAUAAAAGGUAAAAGUACGACUCAUACAGUAGAUUAGCUUUAGUAGUAAAAAACCAUUAAUUAAAAGAUUUAAAUAAAUACAAAGGAUGAAGUAACUCCUAAAUGUAGCAAUAGCAACUUUAUACAUACCACCUUAUUCUCCCCCUUUUUAUUCCCCUGUCUAUCUAUUUCCCCAUUACCUCGUCUUCUGUCUCCUCCUUUCCCCUCACACUCUCUCUCUAUUUUCUCUCUCUAAAAACUCUCUCUUAAAACCAAUGACUUCGACCCCAAACACCCGAACCGAAACCCACUACCGAGGUGUCCGCAAGCGGCCAUGGGGCCGCUACGCGGCCGAAAUACGCGACCCGUGGAAAAAAACCCGGGUUUGGUUAGGCACAUUCGACACUCCCGAAGAAGCCGCCCUCGCUUACGACGGCGCUGCCCGCGCUCUCCGUGGCAUCAAAGCCAAAACCAAUUUCCCUCUUCUCUCUCCGCCGCUACCUCCGCCGCCACCGCCGCCUUCUUCCUCCGUCUCUCUCGACCUCAAUCUCCGGCCCAACACUUCCUCUUGUGGCAAUGUUAAUGUUUCGGCCCACCAAGGCCGGUUCGUUGAGUACUUGAGAACUGGGCCAGGUUCUGUUGUUAGAGGGUCGGGUGAUGUUGGGCCUAGAGUUGAUGGGCUGGGCUUGGAUUUGGGUUUGAGAAGUGGGCCUGGGCGUGGGCUUGGUGUUGACUUGAAUGAGCCCCCCCCUCUUUGGCUAUGAAUAAUGUGGCUUUAAUUAAUAAUCUAACUAUGUAGUAUUAGUAUUAGUAUUGUUAUUAGUGGUAAUUAUGCAAUUUAGGUAGUUGAUUGAGAUGCUCUCUCCAUUUUUGUACUACUACUAGUCAAUUUGAUAUUCUAGAGUAGUAUUAUCAUUAUAAAUUUUUGUAUAAUCUACUCUAUUUUAGGAAAGAGUUUAGAGCUUAGAGAGAUUGAGAAUGGAAGUAAUAUUAAGGUUGUAUUAUUAAUUAGUUGUAAUAUAAUAAUUCAAUUUCCUAAGAGUACUAUGUUUUGUUUGUACUCCACAUUAAUUAAUUGUUUGAGUCAUGUUAAAUUUAGUAAAAUUGUACUCCGUUCUGGGCUUACUAGCCCUAAGCAUUUGUCAAUAGUAA
This is a messenger RNA of Chenopodium quinoa (quinoa), 1186 nucleotides long. Its product is annotated as ethylene-responsive transcription factor 12-like. NCBI's taxonomy places the organism in Eukaryota, Viridiplantae, Streptophyta, Magnoliopsida, Caryophyllales, Amaranthaceae. The transcript has a single exon. The record is from RefSeq and is a predicted model, not a curated record. Gene Ontology annotation, molecular function: DNA-binding transcription factor activity; DNA binding. Gene Ontology annotation, biological process: regulation of DNA-templated transcription. The coding region runs from base 310 to 798 and encodes 162 amino acids.